This is a messenger RNA of Euleptes europaea (tarantolino), 1047 nucleotides long. It is a transcript of the gene NCF4, whose product is annotated as neutrophil cytosolic factor 4. The record is from RefSeq and is a predicted model, not a curated record. The coding region runs from base 1 to 1047 and encodes 348 amino acids. NCBI's taxonomy places the organism in Eukaryota, Metazoa, Chordata, Lepidosauria, Squamata, Sphaerodactylidae. Gene Ontology annotation, biological process: superoxide anion generation; phagocytosis; respiratory burst. The transcript is spliced from 10 exons. Gene Ontology annotation, molecular function: superoxide-generating NADPH oxidase activator activity; protein binding; phosphatidylinositol binding. Gene Ontology annotation, cellular component: NADPH oxidase complex.
AUGUCUCUUCCUAGGCAGCUGAGGAAUGAGAGUGACUAUGACCAGCUUCCAGAUGAUGUUGCUGUUUCUGCUACUAUUGCAGACAUCGAAGAGAAGAGAGGCUUCUCCAGUUACUACGUAUUUGUGAUUGAGGUGAAGACAAAAGGCGGAGGAAGGUACAUGAUCUUCCGGCGUUACAGCCAGUUCUAUAGCCUGCAUGGGAAGCUGGAGGAAAGAUACGGUAUGGGAAGCAAAAACAGCCCUUUUACCUGUACACUCCCCAUCCUGCCAGGGAAAGUUUAUGUUGGUGCAAAGAGAGAGAUUGCAGAGAGCCGGAUCACAAUACUCAACACAUACAUGAAGAAACUACUUAGCCUGCCCGCCUGGUUUCUGAUGGAUGAAGAUGUCCGGCUGUUUUUCUAUCAGUCCCCCUUUGACACUGAGCAGACACCACUGGGGCUGAGAAGACUUCGGCCACGCACUCGACGAGUAAAGAGUGUAUCUCCCCAAGAACCUGGCUUUGACAGAAUGGCAGCUCCGCGGGCUGAGGCACUGUUUGAUUUUACUGGGUCCAGUAAACUGGAACUAAGCUUCAAGAAGGGAGACGUGAUCUAUUUACUAGGCAAGGUCAACAAGCACUGGUUUGAGGGAACUGUCCGAGGUACCACUGGCAUUUUCCCAUGUGCUUUUGUGGACAUCAUUAAAGACCUCCCACAAGAAGAGGACACUAUCAAUUGGCUACGCUGCUAUUACCAUGGUGACAAUGUCAGCUCCAUCAGGGACAUUUCAGUGGAAGAGGACCUGAGCAGCACACCAUUGUUCCAAGACCUUAUGGAAUUGAUGAGGCGAGAGUUUGGGCGCGAUGAUAUUGCCCUGAAUUAUCGUGAUGCAGAGGGUGAUCUGAUCCGUUUAAUCUCCGACGAGGAUGUUGAGCUUAUGGUGUUACAGUCCAAGGGCAGGCCUGUCUUCCCAAGACACAUCUUCCCGUGGAAACUGCAUGUAACCCAGCAAGACAACUACACUGUCUACAACACCAGCCCACCAAUGCAAACAGAGAAAGAACCCUGA